Messenger RNA from Sclerotinia sclerotiorum 1980 UF-70, 1578 nucleotides. RefSeq lists its product as hypothetical. The record is from RefSeq and is a predicted model, not a curated record. The transcript is spliced from 2 exons. NCBI's taxonomy places the organism in Eukaryota, Fungi, Ascomycota, Leotiomycetes, Helotiales, Sclerotiniaceae. The coding region runs from base 1 to 1578 and encodes 525 amino acids.
AUGACCAUAUACUCUACUCCGCCACCCGCUCGAAGUUUCUACGACGAUAAACCUACACUUCUUGUUUGUUGGUGGUGUACCUUAUUUUCCGCCGUUAUUAUAUUGUUUCGAGUUUGUGGAAGAUAUAUCAGGACGGAAAAGUUGUUUAAAGAGGAUUGGUUGGCUUUGGCUUGUCUUAUUCCUUUGUUCUGUCGUAUGGCUUUGGUUCAUGUGGUUUUGUUGUUUGGAACAAAUAAUGCCAUCAUUGAGGAUUUUUCAGAGAGAGCUUUGUAUCGAAGAGCUAUUGGAAGUAAGCUAGUAUUGGUAUCUAGGAUUUUUUACGCUGCGACACUUUGGAUGCUCAAACUUACAAUUAGUGAAUUCUUUAAAAGACUCACAAUUAAUAUUUGGACAAGGUCACACGAACGAACCUUGAUAUUCAUUCGAUGGUUUCUUCUCGUCACUUUCAUCGCUGUGAUAAUAGCAGAUAUUUCCGAAUGUCAACCUAUUAAUCAUUAUUGGCAAGUCACGCCUGAUCCAGGUGCAAAAUGUCGUCAAGGAUAUGCGCAACUCCUUACAAUGGGAACAGUCAAUGUAUUGACUGAUCUCCUACUCGUUCUAUUUCCCGUUCCUAUCAUCAUUAGUUCGACUAUGAGGAUAAAGAGAAAGAUUCAAUUGGUGUUAUUGUUUGCUGGUUCAUUAAUACCAGCUGGAAUAACACUAUAUAGAAUUCCGGAAAUUAUUGAUCGACAUGGCCUUCAACAAUAUCGAUCCUUGUUAGCUUCAGUCGAAAUUCUCUUUGCAACCGCUGUCGCCAAUGCACUUAUUUUAGGUUCUUUCGUCAGAGAUCGAGGUGUCAAGAAACAAAAGUGGAAAUUUGGUUCCAUAACCGAUACACUUGAUCGUACCACAUCUCGACGUGGAACCGCAGCUCGUCAGUGGGGAAGUGAUGAGGAUCUCGUUAGAGGUUUAGGACUAGGUGUAAAUCCGGAAUUAAGAGGUGUAUUCGAAUCACCUCCUCGUCCAGCUCCAAUGGCUGUGGCUGGAAAUAUGCCAGUGAGAAGUCAGCGAUUUGAUUCCGUCGGAGAAAGUGAUUGGCGCUUUCCAAGUGAUACGAGUGACGAGAUUGAUUUUGUUAAGUCAUCUCCUCCUCGUCAUGUAUCGGAAGAUUUAUCUUCAAUGAUGUCACCACGUCGCGUCUCAUUCUUCGAUGUAGGAGGAUUACUUGAUCAAGAAUCCCCGAGAAGAGUUAGUUCCACGAGAACAAUGGAUACUGAAUAUACCGGUGAAUCGAGUACCCAAGGCGGCGGCCCCGUCUCGACUACCUGGUCAUUUGAAAAUGGAUUAAGUCCAGCUCCUCCAAGACGUGGUUCAAUAGCUCUUCUUCAAGAUAUCGGUGGAUUAUUAGGACCGAGAACAAGAGUUCAGAGAAAUUCAAACACAACCUAUGAACUCGAAACCAUUUUACGGGAUAGAGUUCCUCCCACUAGUCAUCCUUCGCUUCCUCAUUCUCAUUCUAUGCCACCUUCUAUUGAUCAUUUAGCGAGACAACAGGAUAAUUUGAAUUUACAGGAUGUAGGGGGACUUUUGGGAAGAUAA